AUGACAGCAAACGUACUCCAAGCACCCUUUGAGCUUCUUCUAAAUGGCUAUGAAUACAGUGAUGGACUCGAUGCUAGUUCUCCACCAUCUUCGCCGUGCAGCCUCUAUGCGGUUGACUCUUCUCCGCCGUCCUCGCCGGCCAACUUCACACUCGAUCUUGACGCGUCGGACGAGGAAAUCCUCAAUACUGAUGCGAAAACUGAGGUCGGAGGAUCAACGAACGCGUCGCCCGCUUGUGUCCGACGCGUGGACACAAAAGGUAAGGGAAGGGACACAGCAGAACUCGAGACCUCACCCGCGCAUCCGUACGCAGCAUCAACGCGUGCAGUAAAACGUCCUCCAGAAUACGGAAAGGAUACGACGCGUCCCAAAGUGAAGCGUCACAGGGGCGAUUCGGAUCCAGAGCGGGAUGUGUUUAGCAUGCGGCAGCACGCGAGGCUCCAUGAACGCGACAGUUACAUGCAGAGUAUCAUUCCACCCAUAGGCAGAUAUCCAGACGGCAGAAGCGAACCUAUAUCUCCGGGGGUCAUAGAUGGACUCUCCAAAUCAUCUCAUGAUCCAGAGCACAUGCUUUGGGAAGAGACACUUGCGCAAGCGGUGGACUCAGCUGAGUGCAAGAUUGAUCUCAGCGGUCAGGGUUUGACAUAUAUACCGUCCAAGAUUGCCGACUUGUCAAAGCUUGUCGUCAUCCACGAUAACAUAUCUUCAGGUCGUGAAUUGGUUCCACGUCGGACUUGUUCAAAAUCGACGAAUUCAGUUGUCUUCGGGGCGGGAAAGCUUGGUCAACGUGAGGAUGAGGUCCACUUGUUCCUUGCAAGAAACAGCAUUGCGAUGUUGCCGAACGAGCUUUUCAACCUUAAUGCGCUUGUAGUGCUGAGUCUUCGCGGCAACUGUCUCACAGAAAUCCCACCUCUCAUUGGCCAACUGCAUAACCUACGGGAGCUGAACGUCGCAAACAAUAAUUUGCGCUUUUUACCUUCCGAAAUCUUGAACUUGAAACUGGAUAAACUUGCUGUUGAUCCAAAUCCGUUUGAGGAGAACCCAUACGUUGAGUCGGAACCUUGCAAGAAUCGAUGGUUCGGUCCGACUGAGCGGAAAUUUACACUUGUGCCUCUACUCGAGCUUGCGUUGCGUGUUCUUCUUGCUCCGAGUGCCGAGCUGUAUGGCCUUUGCGACCCGACUUCGAUUGUUUCUGGAACAAGGCGGCAGGAAACGAUCCUAGAGCAUUGUUAUGAUUUACCAAUUCAAUCGGACCAUUCGAUUUCCCCUGGCCUACGUGAAACAUUGUCCUCAUGCGUUCCAGGAAGUGUUGCGUCAUUGCAAUCAUCAAACGCAGCGCCGUCCAAUUCACCAGAAACACGACAAACUGAUCUUUGCACCGCACGACGUCCUUGCCUUUCGGUAUGUCCAUCUUCACAUCAUCUUGAUGUUCAAGGGGAGAAUUAUUGUAGACCGGUCUUCGUGACGCACGCUGAGGAACGACUUUCAUGGGAGAAGCGCGUAGCGGGAUGCAAAGUUGGUGGAGAAGCUGGUAUUCCUGUACGAUGGCGAGGGUGUAGUGCUGGAUGCUUGGAACGACUUGAGCAGAUGACUGCCAACGGUACUUCGUUCUCAAGCGUGGUAGGUGAAGACGACUGGUCGGUUGGUUUGGACAUUGACAGCAAAGGCAAUGCUGUUGGAAUGGAUUGGGCUCGUGUUCCUUCACUUUCUUUGAGCACUUCAUCCAAGGAAGACUUUAAAACAUUUGAUUCAGCGGAUAUUGACCUUGAUGACUGA
Messenger RNA from Fomitiporia mediterranea MF3/22, 1776 nucleotides. RefSeq lists its product as uncharacterized. The record is from RefSeq and is a predicted model, not a curated record. The coding region runs from base 1 to 1776 and encodes 591 amino acids. NCBI's taxonomy places the organism in Eukaryota, Fungi, Basidiomycota, Agaricomycetes, Hymenochaetales, Hymenochaetaceae. Gene Ontology annotation, molecular function: protein binding. The transcript has 3 exons.